CGUCACCAUCAGCUGUCCCACAGAUUAAAGAUGGCGCCCUCUCAUGCACUGAAGUGCUGCACACGGGCUCUGAACUGGGUACCUGUCCUGUUUAUAAACCUUGUUGUCGGCUGGUCUUAUUACGCAUAUGUUGUGGAGCUCUGUGUCUAUACAAUCCCAAAUAAUGCAGAACGAAUCAGCUAUUUGGUCAUCUUUCACAUUUUCCUCGCCAUGUUUAUAUGGUCCUACUGGAAAACUAUCUGGUCCAAACCAGCCAGCCCCUCAAAAGCGUUCGGUCUGCCCAGAGCAGAGAAGGAACUGUAUGAGAGAGAGGAGCGAGCCGAGAUGCAACAAGAGAUUCUGAAGAAAGUGGCAAGGAAUUUACCCGUGUAUACACGCACAGCAGGAGGAGCCAUUCGAUACUGCGACCACUGCCAGGUUGUCAAACCUGACCGCUGCCAUCACUGCUCAACCUGUGAGAUGUGUGUGCUGAAAAUGGACCAUCACUGCCCCUGGGUGAACAACUGUGUUGGAUUCUCAAACUACAAGUACUUUGUGUUGUUCUUGGCCUACGCCUCACUCUACUGUGUGGUAAUUUGUGCUACAGUCAUCCAAUAUUUCAUCAAAUUCUGGACCAAACAGCUGCCUGACACGCAUGCCAAAUUCCACAUCUUGUUUCUGUUUUUCGUGGCUGCUCUGUUCUUUAUCAGCAUCCUGUCCCUUCUCAGCUACCAUCUGUGGCUUGUGGGAAAGAACAGGACCACUAUAGAGGCUUUUAGGGGUCCUGUCUUCGCAAACGGUCAAGACAAAAACGGGUUUUCUCUGGGCUUUAGCCGGAAUGCAGCUGAGGUGUUUGGAGAUCAAGGGAAGUACUGGAUGAUUCCUGUUUUCUCAAGUCUGGGAGAUGGACAUUCCUUUGUUACCAGAUUGGUACACAUAAAUCCUGAACAAGCAAACAGUGUCCUCCAGCAAAAUGGCAAAAGCCCUGCUGAUGUGGAGGCCAACGCUUGUGUACUCGGUAACAAUAUACAACGCACAGCAGACGACAGCAAAGAGAAAAGUGUUCCUGAAACAUCUCUUGUGUCCCUUCUUUUUUCAGACGGAGGCCAGAUAACCUCGGUGACGAUGGAGAAUGAGCCAUAGCAGGUCGCAGGUACAUCAGUAAAUCAUGAUGCCUUAAACCAGGAGCAUCAGCACCUCUGCAGGAGCCGUCCUCCACCAUCAUUUUGAGUUGACAGUACAGCCUCAAGCCACAUGUUUUGUGUGUACAUUAUAUGGACCAUCCUUCAUCCAGCGUGCUUUAAACCAGCAUCACAACAAUACUGUUCUCAUGUAAACAGGGACUGUACAGCGACCAUGUAGACUGCACCAGUCUGAAGCAGAAGUGAUUCACAGGUUUUGUCUUUGUUUUGAGCCAAAAACAUUCAAAUGUUUUGUUAUUAUUGCAUCUGAAAAACUCUGGGACUGCUUUUUCCAUCUUGAGCCAAUGCAUGUCUACAUUGUCUGUGUCUAUAUACAUGGAUUAAUCACAUUAUACAUUCUGACUAGAGAAUCAUCCUUGUCAGUAUUAAUCAAGCAUUAAUAACUUAGAGAAACCAGUGGGAGCCACUAAAGUGUGUGUAUAACUUAUACAAAAGGCUGCGACAUUUCAACACUGUCAACAGUGUGCGCAAUAUGUCUCAUCAGUUUUUAACUCCAAGCACAGUGCAAUUAUUAAGACCAGUAGUCAAUUACCAGGUCUAAUUUACAGUUUACAUGAUUUAAACCAUUUAUAGGUCUUUCUGUUUACACUUUUAAGAUAUUUAUUAUUUACAUUUCAAAUGUUAUGCUAUGGUCAAUACAUACAGGUGAUAUAAGCAUAUAAUGUGAGACCAAAUCAACUUUAACUAUAGUUAAGAUGGUAUAGUAGUUUCAUCUCAUUUCAAAUAAUUGUUUAAGACACAUGACCAAUAGAUCACAAUGAGAUGGCCAUUUUCAUUGCACUAUAAAUAUUUGUAACUUAUUUGUUUUCAAGUUUUUAUAAAUGAAUUGAAUUGUCUUUCAGUGUCUAUUGAUUAUUUGUAGUAUUUAUAUUUAUUUAGUUAUUUAAAUGGGCAUUGUCCUUUUUCACAGAAUGUUUUCACUUUUAUGGUCAAUCCUUUGCUACAGUAUGUAUUCAUUUUUAAGUUGCUCAAUCUUGAGUGUUAAUGCCAAUGAUUACAUCUGUAGUCUUUAUUUUUUUUCCAGUUUAAUAAGAUUUGUUUGAAAGUAAAUGCACACAAUUAAACCAAUAAAACUGUUAAAAGAUUUCAGAACAUUCAGUAACAUUUCAAUCCACUGUGUCCUUGAGCCUGACCCAGGAUAGAUAAGGUGGACUUUUUAUACCAGUAAUUAAAGAGUAGGCUAGUGUCAUCGUAAGUGCUCCUCCCUGUGCUCCUGGCAGACGUUCCAUUGUGUUUCAUUCAUUUUAGUGGAAAUGAUGCACAGCAUAGUGUGGGGUUUGCCUGAGUGAUCAGUAGACUGAAUAAGUGUGUGUAGAUGUUACUGACUGAUUGCUUGCCCAUGUGCGUGUGUAGUUUAACAACUAACUUUACUGACCGAACUUGGCUUAAUGCACCCCCAGUUGUAGUUAGCCCUGUAAAAAACUGCUGUUUUUUUAAUUUACCUUCAUUGUUCUGUAACAAUAAAUGCAAUGUAACCAUA
Sander lucioperca (pikeperch) is the source of this 2661-nucleotide messenger RNA. Its product is annotated as palmitoyltransferase ZDHHC20-like. Gene Ontology annotation, cellular component: Golgi apparatus; endoplasmic reticulum. Bases 31 to 1122 code for a protein of 363 amino acids. Lineage: Eukaryota; Metazoa; Chordata; Actinopteri; Perciformes; Percidae. The record is from RefSeq and is a predicted model, not a curated record. The transcript has 13 exons. Gene Ontology annotation, molecular function: protein-cysteine S-palmitoyltransferase activity. Gene Ontology annotation, biological process: synaptic vesicle maturation; protein targeting to membrane; peptidyl-L-cysteine S-palmitoylation.